AUGACAAUUCAACCAAGACACAAACGUGAGCACAUCAUCUCUCAAGACACAAAGAAAACUACUGUCUGACUCUUCAAGAUGGUGAAGGAGAGUGGCAACGGGAGCUCUGUUAUUGGAUCAGAGACGUCACACAGGUGCGGCCUGUCCUGCCUCGGUCCUCUGACCUUCCACCCUCAUGCUGUGGGAGACCUGAUCCGCCUCAGCCAGGGGUGUCGCCUCGCAGAGAGGUCUGGGGCUGCAUUUAAGAAUGGCCUGGUGUUCAGCAGCCGCCCGGUGAAGAUCCAGGAGAGGAUUCGUCUGAGGGUGGAGAAAGAUUCAUUCAACUGGCACGGAGCUCUGCGUGUGGGCUUCACCACUGUGCCGCCCUCAGCCAGAUCUCUGCCUCUGCCCCUCAUGGCCAUCCCCAACCUCACUGACACCCAGGGGCACUGGGCCACUCCUGUGCAUGAAUCCCUCUGCAAAGCAGGUUCAGAGUUGGAGUUCUGGGUCUCUGCUGGGGGCAAUUUAUACGUCACAGGCAACAACAGCAAAGAGCACAAGCUACUAACAGGAGUGGAUCUCAGCCAGCCACUGUGGGCCAUGAUAGACAUCUACGGACAGACACGCUCCAUUUUCCUCCUGGGUUCAGAGAAAAGAAAUCUGUUUCGCACCAGACGGUCCUGUCCUGCACCUGAACGCCUCACCUCAUCUGAUGUUGACAGUCACUACAGUUUGACAUCUGAUGUCUCGAGCCUCUGUGGAAGCAGUGAUGAAUGCAUCUCCUGUCUUGACAUGGACGAAGGUGAAGGCAGCGGCUGUGUGGUGUGCAUGGAAAAACAGGCCAGAAUCACUCUGCCUUGUGGCCACCGGUGUUUGUGUAACCAGUGCGCCUCCAGGGUCUUCCAGCAAUUUGGCACUUGCCCGCUGUGCAGACACAAGAUCAGAGCUCCAUCAGAGGAGGGGAGGUGUGUCUCAGGGCUGCUCUGAGCUCCCAGACACCAGGCAG
Molecule: messenger RNA, 985 nt
Organism: Epinephelus moara (kelp grouper)
Lineage: Eukaryota; Metazoa; Chordata; Actinopteri; Perciformes; Serranidae
Product: E3 ubiquitin-protein ligase NEURL3-like
Exons: 4
Molecular function (GO): ubiquitin protein ligase activity
Source: RefSeq, a predicted model, not a curated record